GUCUUUAUUUGUAUUGUGUGUCUUUUAAGUGUGGAUAGGUGUUCAGUGUAAUGGAACCAAUAAAAGCAGUUUAGUUGUAUGCGUCACUCUCGUUCACAAAGGUAAUUAUAAAAAAAUCGGUGAAUCUUCUUUUCUUGUUGGAUAUGUUUUGUCCAGAAAAAGAACAAAGAAAAGUAUCUACAAUUCUUCACUAUUCAUUUCAGAACAUGUUCUGUCUUGGUCCCACUCACACACAUAUAUACUACAUACACACAUUUGGCUUCGGAACAGUUGCAGCAAAUCCACCAAAGCUCAGAUCAGCAAUGGAGAGAGGAUGUAUUACAUUGUUCAUCAUCUUCCUCUUUGUCCUCUGCUUCCCCGUCUCAUCAGAUUCCCAGAAGCUCAGUCCAUCAAUAAGCUUACACGACCAAGAACAAGCCCAUGAGGUUACAAUCAAAAACAUAAAACGAGAAGAAGAUAAGAGCAUCGACAUCUUCCGGGUAGGGGUAGGAGCUCGUGGAGUUACAGGUGGAAGGGGUGGAGGCCGGAAAGCGUCUCCAAAACGUAACGCCGCCAUUGACCACCGGCCACAGUUGUUCUUCUCUACCACCUCCGUUCUCUUCACCGGGCUUAUAAUGCUUUCACUCACAUGUCAAUAAGAAUUAUCAUGUUGUGCCUAACUUGAGAGUUUAACAUUUGUUAUUUGGGUUAUUGUAAACUUUGAACUCUUACCACAUCUUAUAUAGAAUGACAAUACAGACACCAUUUGGCAUGAA
This is a messenger RNA of Brassica napus (rape), 755 nucleotides long. RefSeq lists its product as uncharacterized. NCBI's taxonomy places the organism in Eukaryota, Viridiplantae, Streptophyta, Magnoliopsida, Brassicales, Brassicaceae. Bases 144 to 638 code for a protein of 164 amino acids. The record is from RefSeq and is a predicted model, not a curated record. The transcript has 2 exons.